GUCGGGCGGCUCACACCGGGUCCCGCCGCGCACGCAGCGCUCUCUCUCCGCAGCCCCGCUCCUCGGCAGCCUUUCCCCGGCCCCUCCGCCACCGCGAAGCCAUGGAGCUGCUCCGCGGGGCCGCGCUCCUGCUGCUGCUCUGCGCCGCUGCCUGCGCUCAGGACGAGUGUAGCUGUGCGAAGAACAAACGCGUCUCCCACUGCAAGCUGACCAACAACGUCUGCACCUGCAACGCCAUCGGAUCCAACAUGCCCGUCAACUGCGAGACCUUGACUUCCAAAUGCCUGUUGAUGAAAGCUGAAAUGACAAACACAAAGUCGGGCCGCCGUGAGAAACCCAAAGAUGCGUUUCAAGAUACUGAUGGUCUUUACGAUCCCGAGUGUGAAAAUACUGGUAUCUUCAAGGCAAAGCAGUGCAAUGGAACCACCUGUUGGUGUGUGAACACGGCCGGUGUUAGAAGAACUGACAAAUAUGACACAGACUUGAAAUGCAAUCAAUUAGUCAGGACGACGUGGAUCAUCAUUGAAGUGAAGCACACUGAGAGAAAAACUCCUCUGAACGCUGACGCUUUAGCAAAACUUAUUAAGGAUACAAUUAGCAGUCGUUACAUGUUGGAUGGACGCUAUAUAACUGGUGUUGUGUAUGAAAACCCCUCCAUCACUAUUGAUUUGAAGCAAAAUUCCUCAGACAAAUCCUCUAGAGAUGUGGACAUAGCUGAUGUUGCCUACUACCUUGAGAAAGAUGUAAAAGGUGAUUCCGUCUUUCUUAACAACCCGCUGAACAUGAGUAUUGAUAAUGAACCGCUGGUGUUACAGAACCCGUUGGUUUACUAUAUUGAUGAAGUACCGCCGGAGUUUUCCAUGAAGUCUCUGACUGCUGGCGUUAUUGCUGUCAUUGUUAUCAUAGUACUAGCAAUAGUUGCUGGGAUUAUUGCUCUGGUUCUCACAAGAAGGAGGAAAGGGAAGUACGUGAAAGCAGAGAUGAAGGAAAUGAAUGAAAUGCAUAGAGGACUGAACGCAUAACUGGAAUCGGCUGAAGACAGAGUGUGAUUCAGACAAGAAGACAACAGAAACAAGGGAGGCGUAGAUCCUUAACUCUUGAAAGAUUCUUCCUGAAGAGGAGUCAGUUGUGCUCACUUAAUGAUUGUUAAAAUAAGCCUAGACCAAAAAGAAGCCUAGACCAGCGACCUUGAUACUUUUGUUAUUUGUUGAGAGUUCAAUGCCCUGUUUUUACUCUAGUCCAACUAUCACUCCCUGAUUUUUGUCAUGAGAUGUGCUGACAGCUGCUGCUACUGCACUUCUGGAGCAUCAAUGUUUUAAAUAGUUCUUUUAGUCCUGUGGGAGGUGUUUUUUAAAACCAAUGAUUUUAUAGCCGUGUCACGAUGACGAUUUGGCUCGUGUGUAAUGGAACAUGGCUUUGUUUUUAUGGCAAUUUGUACAUAUUUGAACUAGCUGUAACCUUUUUUCUUUUUUUUAUGACGAAACAAUAAAACUUUGAAACGGGCUUUUCA
This is a messenger RNA of Coturnix japonica (Japanese quail), 1510 nucleotides long. It is a transcript of the gene EPCAM, whose product is annotated as epithelial cell adhesion molecule. Gene Ontology annotation, molecular function: cadherin binding involved in cell-cell adhesion. Gene Ontology annotation, cellular component: membrane; bicellular tight junction. NCBI's taxonomy places the organism in Eukaryota, Metazoa, Chordata, Aves, Galliformes, Phasianidae. The record is from RefSeq and is a predicted model, not a curated record.